Molecule: messenger RNA, 405 nt
Organism: Marasmius oreades (fairy-ring Marasmius)
Lineage: Eukaryota; Fungi; Basidiomycota; Agaricomycetes; Agaricales; Marasmiaceae
Exons: 6
Coding region: 1-405 (134 amino acids)
Source: RefSeq, a predicted model, not a curated record
AUGAUCGUGGCUCUGAUUGUUUUCCUUACUGUGAAUAAGGGUCCUUACUUCCUUAUCUGGGACCUUUCUUUUUCGAAACUCUACACGAAUUCCUUGAUCGCUUCCCUAAACGCGCGUGCAGUUCAUAACCGGGAGGAACAAGCCCGACCGGCUCUCUUCAUUGAUGAUUCCACGAUCGGGAACUCCAGUAACAGCAAAGUGAACACUAGCACAGGAGCGGGUCAACCGUCGACGCGAGCUUGGGACGAUGUGCCUGUAUCUAUUGGGCUUCCACUGACAGCGAUACAUUCACACAAAGCUCCUUUUACCAGUAGUCACUACUCGCUUCCCAGAACAUUCGGCGACUUUGAAACGGGAAUCGAUGAUGACACCUGUGCCGGCUCUAAGUGUCAUUCAUCCGGAUGA